This is a messenger RNA of Fonticula alba, 2361 nucleotides long. RefSeq lists its product as hypothetical. Gene Ontology annotation, cellular component: cytoplasm; nucleoplasm. The transcript has 7 exons. The coding region runs from base 1 to 2361 and encodes 786 amino acids. The record is from RefSeq and is a predicted model, not a curated record. Lineage: Eukaryota; Rotosphaerida; Fonticulaceae.
AUGAGCACGGCCAAGCACGAGGAAGGGGCCCCAGUUCCCUUCCGGGCGUCGCGCCUGGCGGCCUUCGCCAUCCGGCCAGGCUCGGUGACCAACACCCCCUCCCCGCGCAUUGGCACGCCGCCCAUCCAUGCACACGCACCGCCGGUGCCCGGCGGCAACUCGCUUGCCGAUCGGCCCGCGUCCGGUGAUGCGACCAGGGAUUUCGGCCGCAUGGACUACCAGGCGCCGGGGCACCCUCAUGAGCGAGCCCCCCGGCGGCUUUCCUUCCUGGGCCGAAGCCAGGCCAUGCCGCUGCAGUCGUCGGGCGCCUGGUCCGACACCGGGUCCAGCAGCCAAGAGAGUCUGCAUGAUGUGCAGUCAUCACAGCACCAGCAGCAGCUCCAGCAGGCGCCGCCGCCCGCGUACGACCUGGCUGGCUCGAUGGCGGUGCAGAUGAUCCCCGCGGCCGGCGGGCCGGGGCCCGACUCGGCGGCCUACUCGGCGGCCAGGUGGAAUGCCACUUCGCCACCCUAUCCCGAAGACGUGUCCGGCGGGGGCCCCGGAAAUGGCCAUGCGACGGGCGACCCGAGCCUGGACAUGGCGCGCCAGCAAUCGUCCUCAAGUACGCCGACGAGCGCCCGGCCAGGCCAGCGUCACCGACGCGCCACCGUGGCCCGCAAUGUCCACCGGCUGCUGGCCGCACAUCGGUCCUUUGCUCGGUUCAUGCAAUGGUGCAAGAUGGCCGUGUCCUUUGUGGAGAUCCUGGUCGACACGGCCGCCUUGACCAUCGGGCCUUCGACGGGCCAGUGCGCGCCGCUUUUUAAGUUCCUGAUCGCGCAUCUGGCCAUGUCGGCCGGCUUUGCGGCCCUGUCGAUAGUCACCCUGGCCCUGAUGACUGGAAGCCCGGCCGAGGAGAGACGCCCAGUCAAGUAUGCUCGUCGGACCCUGCGCGUCAUGGGCACGGCCUGGUUCGCCGGGGCCCAUUGGUAUAUGUUCCGCCGCGGGGGGUACACCCUGCACCGGGCGCCGGUCAUGCAUUGGACCACCGUGGCCUGGAUCGUCAAGGGCUACAUCUCCCUGGCCAUGCCGCUGAUCAUCCAGUUGGUGCUGCUGACGUGCCUGCCCUGUGUCAUGGGAGCCUGGUCGGCGGCGGCGACGGGAGCGGCGGCGGCGGCGAGCGCGCGCGCGGCCGCCGGUCAGCAGGGAGAUGGCGGGAGGCGCGGCGGCUCUUCGGCAUCGAAUGCGCCAAAGGUCGACAAGGGCGCCGAUGAGGCUCGCAUCAAGAAUCUUCCAGCCUUGGUGUUCCAGCCCGGCGGGGAUCUGGCCGACGACGACGCCCUGUGUGCCAUUUGCCUGGGGGAUUAUGAGCCAGGCGAGACGUUCCGGCGCCUGCCCUGCAAGCACCACUUCCAUAUGCGCUGCAUUGACCAGUGGCUGCCGGUGAACAAGCACUGCCCGCUGUGCAUGCAAUCCAUCGACUCGGUGCCCUCCGCGGGCGAUGCAUCGCCCCUGGGCGGGCGCGCCGACGGGGGGGUGGGCAUCAUCCUUGGCUUGAGCGGCCUCGGCGGGGCGCUCUUCCUGGGUACGGGCACCAGUCGCGCCUCUUCGCGCGGGUCGCUCGACGCCUCCUCGCCCGGGAGCAGCCCCGGCGGUGGGGCCCUGAGCACCGGCACCGAGGGCCCGUACCGCCUGCAGCAGCAGCAGCAGCAACAGCAGCAACAACAUGUCCUGCCGACCGUGGGCCCAGGCAGCAACGGCAGCGGCAGCGGCAGCGAGGCGUGUGUCUCGGUUGCCGGGUCUUCCGGGCCGCGGGCCGGCCACCGCCAGUUGACCCCGGACCUCAGCGCAUACCGGCUGCAUGUGGCAUGCGGCCGCUGUGGCGACCAGUACCCCGCGUCCUCCCGGCGAUUGGCCACCGAUGUGCCGGGGCUCUGCGGCCGGUGCCAGUCGGCGAACAGCGGCACGCCGGGUGCCGGCAGCGGCGCCGGCGGCGGGAGUGUCCCCGCCGGGGUGCUGGCUGCGCACCCGGCUGCCGGCGGAGCCGGGACCCCGGGCGACGGGGCCACGGGCGGGGCUCUGGCGCACCAGCACCUGGCCACGGGCGGCGGAGCGGUGGCCGCCAGCGAUGGGUCGUUGAUCCUGCUGCCAGGGUCGGCAGCCGGAACAACGGGCCUGGGCGAAGAGCGGCCCGGCUCCGGGGCUGGCGUCGGUGGUGCCACCGCCACCCUUGGUGGUGGUGGCGGCGGCGGCGGCGGCCGGGGAACAGGCCCAGCCGCCGACCAGGCCGACCUCCCCGACCGGUAUUCGCUGGUGGCCGUGGCCGGCGACCGCGAAGGCCGCCAUCCCACCCCGGGCGGCACCCUGAAGGUCCGCUCACCCUAG